Symbiodinium sp. CCMP2592 is the source of this 360-nucleotide messenger RNA. The record is from the annotation of a GenBank genome assembly. NCBI's taxonomy places the organism in Eukaryota, Dinophyceae, Suessiales, Symbiodiniaceae.
AUGGAGGCCGUCUGCAAAGGCCGUGCCCUCUUCGAGCACUGUGAAAGGCAAAGGCAGGACGACACGACGGCUGGGACAACCCUUGCAGCAGAUUCUCCAGCCACAGCCGUAGCUGACAAGGAAGCGAAAGCAGAAGAGCACGGAGUCUGUGCGGGACAGGUCCUUUGGUGCAUUAAGCCUAUGCCUAGGCUUGAGCUGUCUGGACACUCGACCUCUCUUUCUGCGACUGAGUGCUCGCCUGUGGACAUGUUGCCGCUCGACUGUGACAGAUGGGUGGGAGAAUCAUGGAACGUCCGGUUUGCAGGCCAAACUGCUCAGCUGCUCAAUGCGAGCUGCAACUGCCAAGUGACGUCUGGCUAG